This is a messenger RNA of Pelobates cultripes (western spadefoot toad), 1368 nucleotides long. Lineage: Eukaryota; Metazoa; Chordata; Amphibia; Anura; Pelobatidae. The record is from the annotation of a GenBank genome assembly.
AUGCUGCCGAUUUAUGUCAACCCGACGUUUUAUAAGCACAUCCAAGCUAUUCUCUCCUCCUUUAUUUGGGAAUCACGCAAACCACGGCUCGCGAUGUCACUUCUCCAAAAACGUGCGGACAAGGGUGGACUGGGGUUCCCAGAUAUCCAUAAAUACCACAAAGCAUCCUUCCUAGAGGCAGCUAUAAAAUUCCACACCCCCAAAGGGACUUUUCAAUGGGUGGACAUGGAAAACGCUAGGGCGCCUGGCGGCUCUCUGGUAGGGAUGUUAUGGACCCCAGCACACACAAGACCAAACAUGCUCCACCUUUUCAAUACCUCGAUCACCACUAUUAAGCAAUGGGACACGCUACACCGCACCCAGCAUAAACUCAAUAAGUUUCACCCGCGGGCCCCGAUAACGGCACUGAACUCCCUAACCCCAGGGUUGACUAUGAACUCCUGGAUAAAACACGGCAUAAAACACAUAGUAGACACAUACCAAGACCAUCGACUUAUGCCCUUCCCAGAUCUUCAACGGAAAUUUGACCUACCUAACGCCUCCGUCUUUCAGUAUCUCCAACUUCAAAGCAUGGCCACAUAUAAGAUACUUACAAAAUCAGACAUGACAUCCACUAACCUACAACACCUAGACCCGUUACAUGACCAAUGCUGGCUCUCACCUACAAAGCCCAAGGCAUUAUCUUUAUGCUACAACAUACUGCUGAACGCCGUUGCCAUGAAAACCCCCAACUACGAACAACAAUGGCACACGGAAUACGACUCCUCGCCAUCAGGCAACACCUGGUUGCAAUCACUCAACGCACUCAAAGGUAUCACCAACUGUUACUCACAUCUAGAGGCACACAAAAAGCUGGUUUAUAGGUGGUACCUAACACCAAGUAAACUGCACAAAAUUUACCCCUCAGUUUCUGAGAGGUGCUGGCGGUGCGGGGGGGCAAAGGGCACGAUGUUCCACAUAUGGUGGGAAUGUCCUGUCCUGGCCCCUCUCUGGGGUCACGUUAAAGACAUUCUCGAGUUGCUCAAUAUUACCACGGUCACACUGGACCCCUUAACAUGCUUAUUCCUGCUACUCCCACCUUCCUUGACCAAACCCCUUAAACAAGUGACGAUACUCACAAUCCUGGCUGCUAGAAACCUCAUAGCGCAGGGAUGGAAACACACCCACUGCCCCACUAAACAACAACUGAUGGACAAACUCCACCAAUACUAUAUUUACGAACAAUUGUCCACUACUUCCAUCACACAAUCACUGAGAUUCCAAGACACAUGGAAAACAUGGGCUGAUAUCUACACACCAAAUAAGAGACAAGAUAAAGACCACGCGACAUACCCUAGUAGUAGUAGUGCUCUUCACCCCGAACCUUAA